AUGACAGAACCUUCUUCAACUAGUCCCAAAAUUGCCCCAGUGGGCCCUCCAAAACCAGGCCAAUCCAUCCCUGAGUACACCAUGUUGGUUGCAGGGUGGUUGAGGGAAAACUUUAUGGCAGGUGUCCACGUAUCAGAAGUUGCCGCAAAUGAUCCACACAUUGGUAUUGCUGGUGCUAUGGAAAUGAUUUCCCCUGUAGCAAAAGAUUUCCCAAAUUUCAAUAAACCUUUGAAGAUUCCAGGGUUGAAGGAUGAUCAAGUCAGUUGGUUUGUGGAAGCAGAACAUCGGACCGAAAACGAUCCAGUCAUCAUUUAUAUUCAUGGCGGUGGUUAUGCUUUCGGCAUCUAUCCUUCUAUGCUUGAGUGUCUCCAAUUAGUUUAUGAAGGUGCUGCUAACCCACGUUUAUCAAUUUUAGUUCUUGACUAUACCUUGUCAGGAAGUGGCGGUGUCUACCCACAACAAUUGAUCGAAUCAUCUCUAGUUUAUAAUGCUUUAUGCAAAACGAGCAACAAUAUUUGGUUAAUGGGAGACUCUGCUGGGGCUCACGCAAGUUUGUCGCUCGUUAGACAUAUUCACUAUCCAGAGGAAUCAUUACCAGUCAUUGACAAAGGUAACUUACCAAAGGGAUUGAUACUCAUUUCGCCUUGGGUUAAUCUUCAUCCUACCUUCUCUGGAUCUUAUAAAGAAUACUUGGGACAAGAUCUGUUGACCAGCACAAUUUUGUGCCAGAUGGGGGAAUUGUUCCAACCGGACACAGAUUUGGUUGACAGUGAAUUAUUGAACCACUACAAAGCUUCUAAAGUGGAUUGGGAUGCUAUAUUACCAAAACAUUCUAACAUCUUCGUCUCUCUUGGACAGAAAGAGGUGUUGCGUGAUGAUAUUGAGGCAUUUAUCAAACUAGCUAAAUUGCAAGAUGCUACUGUCUACAGUCAACCUGACGGUACCCAUGAUGAAUCAGCAUUCUUCCCUGGCCAAACUCCUUUAACUGGCGAAAUCAUAAAGUUCGUCAAAUCGAUAGUUUAA
Molecule: messenger RNA, 1023 nt
Organism: Saccharomycopsis crataegensis
Lineage: Eukaryota; Fungi; Ascomycota; Saccharomycetes; Ascoideales; Saccharomycopsidaceae
Gene: SAY1
Product: steryl deacetylase
Exons: 1
Coding region: 1-1023 (340 amino acids)
Molecular function (GO): lipase activity
Source: RefSeq, a predicted model, not a curated record